AUGGUGUGGGAGAGAAUAAGAAGCCCUAAUUUCUUCUCCUCCUUCUGCUGCUGCUUCAGAUCAAAACCCAGAGCUCAUUCUAGUCCUUCUUCUUCAGAGGCAUUACUGCUGUUGCAAAGGGAGGUAGACGAUGUGGUGGUUACAAGGCCCGGAUGGAAGGCCAUGCCUUACAUUUUGGGGAACGAAGCGAUCGAGAAGAUGGCGACUUUUGGGCUCACAACAAACUUAAUGGUGUAUCUAGUGAGGGAGUAUCACAUGGAUCAGGUUUUUGCUGCAAACCUUCUCGCUCUCUGGACCUGUGCUUACUGUUUGUUCACCGUUCUCGGUGCUUCUCUUGCUGAUACAUACCUUGGCAAAUUCCGAACGAUUCUGUUCGCUUCCUUUGCAAGUCUUCUGGGCAUGGUGACAAUAACUGUGACAGCCUUUGUGCCACUACUGCGACCUCCACCUUGCGAUCUUCCUCAGCAUUGCAUCUCCAACACAAAAACCCAAUUGUGGAUUUUGAUUAUGGGUCUAAGCUGGUUAGGCAUAGGCGGUGCUGGGAUUAGGCCAUGCAGCCUUCCCUUUGGAAUUGAUCAAUUUGAUUCUUCAACUGUGGAAGGAAGACUAGCGAUCCAUAGCUUCUUAAAUUGGUACUACACCUCAGCUACUUUGGUUGUGUUAAUCAAUCUAGUCUUCGUGGUCUACAUUCAAGACUCUGUGAGUUGGGCUCUGGGAUUUGGCAUACCCACCCUGCUCAUGAUGUUAUGUGCAAUUCCUUUAUUUUUGGUUGGAUCGAACAUUUACGUGCGUGUGAAGCCAGAAGGAAGCAUGUUCUUAAGCUUUGCACAAGUUCUUGUUGCGGCAUACAAGAAGCGCCAUCUUAAGCUUCUCAAUGAUGAAAGGGUACAGGGAGUUCUCUUCGAUGCUUCAUUGGAUGGGAAUGCAGUAGUGUCAAAGCUUCCUCUAUCUACUCAAUCUAGCUUCUUGAAGAAAGCGGCCCUAGUAGUGGAUAAUGAACUUAAAGAAGAUGGAUUUUCUGCAAAUGUGUGGAGGCUGUGCACCAUGCAACAAGUUGAAGAUGUAAUAUGUGUGUUAAAAACUCUCCCAAUAUGGGCUUCUGGAGGCAUCUUCUUGAUCCCUUUUGUAGAGGAAGGAACAUUUAUGGUAUCACAAGCCCUAAAAAUGGACCGUCACAUCGGAACCAAAUUCCAAAUGCCUGCAGGUUCAAUCAAAAUAAUAUCAUUGAGCAUAGUAAUUAUAUGGCUCCCGUUGUACGACUGUGUUAUACAACCGGCCCUGAAAAAGAUCACCAAGUAUGAAGAUGGGAUUCCAACUUUAAAAAGAAUAGGAAUGGGGUACGUUUUCUCAAUUCUAUGUAUGUUGGUCGCUGGAUUGGUUGAGCAACAGAGAAGAGCUUUGGCUACAUUACAUGGUGAAUCACUAAAUGGGGUUGCACCCAUGUCGGUUUUCUGGCUGUUUCCGCAGCUUAUGCUACUGGGGCUUAGUGAGGUGUUUGGGGCUCUUGGACACAUUGAAUUUUAUAACAGAGAGUUUCCUGAGAAGAUGAAGAGUAUUGGGAACUCUUUGAUCUAUCUCUGCAUGGCGGGUGCGACUUAUUUGAGUAGUUUGGUGGUGACCUUUGUGCAUAGUGUUACUGGAAAGUAUGGCCAAUCCAACUGGUUGGAUAAUGAUAUCAAUGCCGGCAGAUUGGACUUCUUUUACUUCUUGAUAGCUGGGUUAGGGGUGCUAAAUUUUGUUUACUUUGUGUUCUGUGCUUGUGGAUAUACUCACAAGGCCAGUGUAAAGGCAGUAGAGAUCGUCCCUGAUGUUUAA
Rosa chinensis is the source of this 1815-nucleotide messenger RNA. Its product is annotated as protein NRT1/ PTR FAMILY 2.13. The transcript is spliced from 3 exons. Gene Ontology annotation, biological process: transmembrane transport. The record is from RefSeq and is a predicted model, not a curated record. Lineage: Eukaryota; Viridiplantae; Streptophyta; Magnoliopsida; Rosales; Rosaceae. Gene Ontology annotation, cellular component: plasma membrane. Gene Ontology annotation, molecular function: transmembrane transporter activity. Bases 1 to 1815 code for a protein of 604 amino acids.